AUGUCACACAUCCGCGUAGCGCUGGUGACCGGGGCCAACAAGGGCAUCGGCUUCGCCAUCGUGCGCAACCUGUGCCGGCAGUUCUUCGGGGAUGUGGUGCUUACGGCACGGGAUGAGGCGCGGGGACGGGAGGCCGUGCAGCAGCUCCAGGGCGAGGGCCUGAGUCCGCGCUUCCACCUGCUGGACAUCGACGACCUGCAGAGCAUCCGCGCCCUGCGUGAUUUCCUGCGCAAGGAGUACGGGGGCCUGGACGUGCUGGUCAACAACGCGGGCGUCGCCUUUGAUAUUGAUGAUCACACACCCUUACAUAUUAAAGCAGAAUUGACAAUGAAAACAAACUUCUUUGGUACUCGAAACGUGUGCACAGAACUGCUCCCUCUAAUGAAACCCCAAGGCAGAGUGGUCAAUGUGUCUAGCAUAAUGAGCUUAGUAGCUCUUAAGAACUGCAACCCAGGAAUGCAGCAGAAGUUCAGAAGUGAGACUAUCACAGAGGAGGAGCUGGUGGGACUCAUGAACAAGUUUGUGGAAGACACAAAGAACAGGGUACAGACAAAGGAGGGCUGGCCUGAUAUGAGGGCAUUCACAUAUGGACUGUCAAAGAUUGGUGUCACGGUCCUGUCCAGAAUCCAUGCCAGGAAACUGAGUGAGCAGAGGAGGGGAGACAGGAUCCUCCUGAAUGCCUGCUGCCCUGGGUGGGUGAGAACAGACAUGGGUGGACCUACAGCCAUUAAAAGCCCAGAAGAAGGAGCAGAGACUCCUGUCUACUUGGCCCUUUUGCCCUCGAAUGCUAAGGGACCUCACGGGGAGUUUGUAAUGGAGAAGAAAGUUGAACAAUGGGCCCCCCCCUCUCAGUUCCCUCCAUGGGUCCCAUUAUGA
Puma concolor (puma) is the source of this 876-nucleotide messenger RNA. Its product is annotated as carbonyl reductase [NADPH] 1-like. Gene Ontology annotation, molecular function: carbonyl reductase (NADPH) activity. The record is from RefSeq and is a predicted model, not a curated record. Lineage: Eukaryota; Metazoa; Chordata; Mammalia; Carnivora; Felidae.